This is a messenger RNA of Dimorphilus gyrociliatus, 2498 nucleotides long. The record is from the annotation of a GenBank genome assembly. NCBI's taxonomy places the organism in Eukaryota, Metazoa, Annelida, Polychaeta, Dinophilidae.
CUAUUUUCAUCCCGAAAUAGGUUUGAUUGUACAAGAGAAUGUCGUUGAAAGAAUUUUCAAAUCUCAAGUAUAACACCGGAUUUGGUGGAGAAUUUGCUAGUGAAGAUCCAAGAUGCCCCGAAUCUCUUCCUAAAGGACAAGUUUGUAUUUUUACUCUUUUGAAAAAUAUAUUCAAGAUCAGACUGAUAAUUGGGAUAAAAAAAGGUUGUUAAUAGAUCAGGUGUCCUUCAUUUAGCAUGUACGAACGGCACGUACACAUUUCAUUGUGUUGCCGGUAUGGUACGUUCUCGUAUGGCUAUGCAAAGGUGACCUUGAUCCAUAAUUUCUGAUAAAGUUGUAUUGAUUGGUUAGGUUCAAGUCGACUGGCAGCAUCUGUAUAUAAAAAAUAGCCUUCUGUUUUUAUUUUGAUAUCAAUUCAAUGUUUAACAUUUAUAAAUACUGUCAAUACCAAGAAGAUUUACUUUUGUUUCUUUUUCAGAAUAAUCCUCAAAUAUGUCCUUACGGUCUCUAUGCCGAACAAUUAUCUGGGUCUGCUUUUACCGCCCCAAGAAGCUAUAAUGUCAGGACGUGGUUUUACAGAAUUAGACCUGCUGUUUGCCACAAGCCCUUUAGUAGAAUUGACCAGGGAAAUAUGUCCAACGACUUUUCGAGUACUGUACCCGAUCCUGCUCAGACACGUUGGAAACCGUUUGAUUUCCCCAAGAAGGGAGAGGAGAUCGACUUUGUUAACGGUUUAGCAACUAUUUGUGGAGCAGGAGACCCAAAAUCGAGACAUGGAAUAGCUAUUCACGUGUAUUCUUGCAAUAUCUCUAUGACGAACAAAGCCUUCUAUAAUUCUGACGGAGACUUUUUAAUAGUUCCGCAAGAAGGAUCUUUAUAUAUUAAAACAGAAAUGGGAAAAAUCGUUGUUAAUCCAAAUGAAAUUUGCGUUAUUCCAAUGGGAAUUAGAUUUAACGUAAGUGUUAGUGGAAAUACAAGAGGUUACAUACUUGAAGUAUUUGACGCUCACUUUGAACUACCAAGCUUAGGCCCAAUUGGUGCAAAUGGGUUAGCUAAUCCCAGGGAUUUUGAAUAUCCAACGGCUUGUUAUGAAGAUUUGGAUAUUAAUGGAUAUAAAGUCAUUAGUAAAUAUCAAGGAGCUUUUUUUGAGGCCCUGCAGGAUCACAGUCCCUUCGAUGUGGUCGCCUGGCAUGGUAAUUAUGCGCCGUAUAAGUACGACUUGUCCAAAUUUAUGGUAAUUAAUAGUGUGGCCUUUGAUCAUGCUGACCCUUCCAUAUUUACUGUUUUAACUUGUCAAAGUGUUAAACCUGGCGUUGCUAUUGCUGAUUUUGUCAUAUUCCCUCCUCGUUGGGGAGUUGCAGAUCACACCUUUAGACCACCUUACUACCACAGGAACUGCAUGAGUGAAUUUAUGGGAUUGAUAUUGGGAAAAUAUGAGGCCAAAGAAGGUGGAUUUUUACCAGGUGGUGCUAGUUUGCACAGCAUGAUGACUCCACAUGGACCCGAUUCUGAGUGCUUUAAUAAGGCUUCCACUGAAGAUCUAAAACCGGUGAGAGUAGCCGAUGGUACAAUGUCAUUUAUGUUUGAAUCGAGUUUGAGUAUGGCAAUAACUGAUUGGGGUGCUAAAAUAUGCGAAAAGGUUGACGAUGAAUAUUACAAAUGUUGGCAAGGAAUUGAAAAGAAAUUUAAUCCAAACUGGAGAGACGAAACAAAUGGUGAAUCAGGUCCUCCAACCAAAAAACGUCGUUAGAACUAUUAACAAAACAAUAAAGAAAUAAUCCUUGAAAUUGAAAUUAUUUUAUCUUAUUACAUGAUAUUUCCCUUGCACCUGCAAUAAUCAUCUAAAAACGUGUGUGUAUAUCUAUAUAUAUAUAUAUACAUAUGUAUAUGUAUGUAGACGUCCCAUAUUUACUAUAAUACGUAUUUGACGUCUUCUUAUGUGUACAUGUACCUUUUUUUUUCUUCUUUCUUUUAGCGGGAUUUUAAUUCUAUAAUUUCUUUUUAUUGUGUUUUUAUUCAAUUCAUAAUCUUCAGUUCUAUUAGAGUACAUAUCUAUUGAUAGAGUGUAUUUCAUUAACAAUAAAUAACUUUCAAUAUUUACUCUAUACCAAUAUCUUUGCUAAAUUUACAAUGCGAAUGAUGCUGUUAACUUCAUUAAUAAUGAAAAUAUACAAUUAUGAAGCACAAAAUAAAAAUAAAAAAAAUCAAAUAAACAAGCAUUCACUCUGCUAUCCAAACAAGCUAACAUUAAAAUAUUAAGGACACAGGAACUUUAUCUAUCGAUACUUUGAAGAUUUAAUGAACUAGAUAGAUAUUUUGCAUUAAAGAUAGUUCGACAUUUGGAGAAAUCUAUUAAUGUUUUACAAUAAAUUCAAUAUGAUAGGAGUAAUUAAAGUAUUGUUAUUUUCCUUGUUCAAACUCUUUGUGCUAUAAAAAAGUGUCCGUUAUUUUUAUUCUAAUAAAUUACUAGUACUGCUUAAUCAAUAACUAUAUAUAUA